AUGGUUACUCCAUGUUUUGCUAUUACUGGCGGUUGUGGUUAUAUUGGUCUGCGUCUUGCUCGUCAUUUAUUGGAAAUAAACUACUCCAAUACGGUAAUUUUACUUGAUAUUCAUCCACCACCUUCUAAUGAUGAGCAACAAUUCAAUUCAAAUAUAUCUCGUCUAACCUAUCGUCAUUGUGAUUUACGUUCGCAUAAAUCUGUAUUCGAAGCUUUGUCUAAUGUAACAUGUGUAUUUCAUUUAGCCAGUUAUGGCAUGUCCGGCAGAGAAAUGUUAGAUCGUUCAAUGAUUUAUGAUGUGAAUGUAAUUGGUACAGAAAAUAUAAUAAAUGCAUGUAUUAAACAUGGUAUCAAUAAAAUUAUUUAUUGCUCGACUUAUAAUGCUGUCUAUACAGGAAAUAAAGAAUUAUUAGGUGUAACUGAAGAUGAAUGUGCAUAUCCAUCACAAGAGAGCUAUUAUGAUAACUAUAGUCGAACAAAAUCAUUAGCUGAACAAAUUAUUUUAAAAGCUUCUUCAUCAACACUUCAUACCGCAGCAAUAAGACCUGCAGCUAUAUAUGGUGAUGGUGAAUUACGACAUUUACCACGUAUAUUAAAUUUAGUAAAUCAAGGUUUAGCAUUUUUUGCUGUUGGUCAGGAAAAUAUAUUAUGUGAUUGGGUUUAUGCAGAUAAUUUAGUUUCUGCAUUAAUAUUAGCAGAAAAAUCGUUACCGAAAUAUUCAGGAGAAGCUUAUUUUAUAUCGGAUGAUUAUCCAGUGAAUAAUUUUCAAUUCUUAUCUCAAUUAACAAAAGGUUUAGGUUAUGAGAAUUGUUUUGCUUUUUAUAUACCUACUAUAAUUAUGUUUUAUCUUGGUUAUAUUAUUGAAAUCAUACAUAAUUUAGUUGCUAAACGUAUUUAUAAUUUUGCACCAUUUCUUACACGUUCCGAAGUUUUAAAAGUUGGUGUUACUCAUUAUGCAAAUAUAACUAAAGCAAAAACAUUAUUGGGCUAUCGAGUUAAAGUUAGUCCAGAUGAAGCAAUGCAACGAUGUAUUAAAUGGUAUGAUGAACAUGGAUAUAGAAAGAAAACAAAUGAAAAACAUCUAACUUAUAUUUGGUUAUUAAUUGCAAGUUUGAUAAUAUUCUGGAUUUUUGUCUUGCUUUUUUAA
Adineta steineri is the source of this 1146-nucleotide messenger RNA. NCBI's taxonomy places the organism in Eukaryota, Metazoa, Rotifera, Eurotatoria, Adinetida, Adinetidae. The record is from the annotation of a GenBank genome assembly.